CGAAGGGGUAUUGACAUAUAGGUUUUAGCCAACUUCGUACAUUGUUCUCCAGAUGGACUUCCCUAGCGGUGCCUCUGGACAGACGGCCUCUUAUGGAUCUUCCACUCUGGAACAGUUGGUGCAACGUCCAUCUUUAAUAAUAAUCGAAGGUUUUCCCGCAAUAGCAGGGCAGAUAUAUAGCCAUUCCAAGAGGGGCCUCUUUGGUAAACUUUGAGGAUCGCAUGGAAAUACUUUAACUUUUGAGAAAAAACGGUUAAGGAAAAUCGAAUGUCGUGGCAGCCAACCGAGUUACUAGGCCACACAGGAAAGGAGAAUAAUAUUUAACAACGACCCCUGCAUUAUUAUUCUUAUUGAAAUAAACACAGCAACGCGCAGAAAAGACGGCAUUUCUGAUUACUUCGCAAAAAGGGGAACGAGCUCGGUUUUUACCAAUUGCUUGCGGGCAGAAGGGAGUAGUUACCGUACCUGUUUUUAUUUUUAAUUUUUUGUUUUUAUUUUGGUUUUAUUAUCUUUUUUCGAGGGGGCGGCGCGAUGGCGUUCUAUCCCACCCAACGGUCAACGAGAAACAAGAACCUUGGGAUUUUCGGUCGAAGGAACGCGCACCGCCUACAGCCAAUGAAGAGCCUGAAACCUUGGGCAAGCGAAUCCACUGGUGGCCGAAUCACACCGGGUUCUGUGACCAGACAGAGCUUAAUAUGACUGCCUGUGUACGCUAUAACUUAGUAGAGCCUAAUCAUAAUGAUAGUGGUCGGAGGCCCUGCAACAAAAACAAACCAGGCCAAGCAGCAUGCAUGUCGCGUUGACAGUGUUGGGAUUCCAAAGGCGGGCAGGGCAGGGACUGACUCGGAAGCAUGAGAAGAGGAGGAUGGUUUUGCUGUGAGAGGGUCCCUUUUUUUUUUUUUUUUUUUCCUUGUUUCCCCCUUAUUCCUCCAACAUCCGUAUUCUGUUGGAGGUAGGGUAGGGUAGAGAGCAGUCUGUAUAACUAUGGCAGUGGUCCUUGGGCUUUCGAUGCUCCCCGCGAACACGUUAUGUGUGAUGUGAGCCAGGGGAACCAGUCCGUUCCUUAUCCUGAACCUUAUUAAUAAUAAUCUGGCAUAUUUUAUCAAAGGGGCGUUGUCUGGUUGACGGGGAUUUUGGGCUGGGCGCGUGGUGUAAUAAUAACUGUAUCAGGAUGAUAGGAGGCAAUGGAAUUGAGACAUGUAUAUGAGCCAUAAUAGCGACGAUAUCUGAUAGAAAUAACUAAUAGUUGUUAAUGUCUCAAUCAUAGUGCAGGAUUACAGUUGCGGACAGAGUGAACGUAUUGUUUGUAGUGUACGGAGUAGUGUAGUAGUUGUAGUGCGGGUGGUGGUGUAACUACGGAGUAGUGUGGUGUAAAUAGUGUAGUUAGUGUGUUGUUGUGUUUACAUCGUUCGUUUUUAUUAAUAUUAUUGUCUUGUCCUGCCAAACACGAACAACACAAUCACCACCAACCGCCUCAUUCCAUCCAUCCAUCUAUCUAUCCAUAUCCAUCCAUCCAUCCAUUCAUUCAUUCAUUCAUUCAUUCAUACCCAUCCAUCCAUCCCAACCUCAUCUAUCUAGUUAAAUAUCUCCUUUUUUCGUCUCUUCUCUCCACAACAUCGAUCCCAACUAGGACUCCGACUCCUCCUCUGUUCAACUCCUAGACUCGCUCUCUUGCCCUGGGGUUGUCUGAGCUUCCUUACUACUUGUCCUCCGUAGAUUUCUCCCGAUUGCCCAGCUGUGUGUCUCCACUUUCUUUUUUACUCCUUACUUUGUUGUCUGCUUUCUUAAAUAUUCUCCUGCGACGUCGAGGUCCUGUUCGUCCCGCCUAUCGCUUACUUAGCACCUUCGCCAAUCCUUAUUAUUCCUUUCGAUAUAUUCCGUACCCACCGGCUAUAAUUGGAUUAUCUGCGAGACAUUCGUCUGUCUGUCUGGCCUUAAUCUUGAGUGUAACAUGAUACUUCAGUGACAACAUCCCGCUCUCAGUCCCUGACAUCUGGGAGGUUGAAGCUGCAGCAAAAUGUGACUAUCCUGCAUCCAACCAACCCCAAGGACAACCUUCUGAUGCUGUGUACCUCUCUCGUGGCUUGGAAUAACAUAUUCCUUUGUGUACCAGUGUAUCAGUCUUUGACUUACUGGACCUGUCAUGGAAGAUUCAUGAGAUGUACAUACAUAUAUUCUAGGACCUAAGUUUCCACCACAUCUGCAUCGCCCUGCACCCGUCCUGCCCCGAUCGAUUCUUCAGCGGCCGGACCUUGUUUCCCUCGCCAAACAUCCUUCAUUUUACCUUAGAGAACUCCGGAUAAGCACGCGCAUUCAUUCAAACCGUAACCAAAAACAUAACCGUACCCGAUAGAGACGCGUCUACCUCCAUGGAUAUACCACCAAGGAUCCAAGCAAUUUAGCACGCGAAAUUACCAAAUCGCAGUGGCCAUUCCUAGGUCGUUGGAUAUUGUGGUGAUUCACCGAUAUUUUUAUUUGACACCCUCCUACGUUCUUGUGUCACCUUUUCCUUCCAAGUGGCUACACGUUUGCGUUUUCUCGCGGUACUCUGAUCGGGCUACACAAAAAUCCCUUCAACAUGGCCUCGACACUCCCACAACCCUCACGCCCCUCGACAAAUCCUCCUACUACAGCGCUUCCUCCGUUGCCUGUUACAAGGUCAAAGAAAAGCAUGCUGGCCCAUUCAGAAACUUCCAAAGCUCCUUCGUCCACCUUAAAGCCCUCGAAACUUCGCACACCCUCUGCUUCACCACGCCCUUCUGCAUUGGCCAUGCCUCAACCGUCAAAUACUUUAUCCGGCGUCGCUGCUCCAGGAUCUCCUUCUGUCGGUCUCGCCCCAGGCAGUCCUGAUAAAACCCUGCGCCGUGCUGUCAGCAUUGCCGCUUUUCCCCAACCCCCUAAAGCGGGAAACCGCCCCUCUGUCAACUCAAGCACUUCUUCGCUCUCCCAACUUUCGACCAAAUCACGAUCCCCAGACCAAUCGAAACCACUCACCUCGUCGAGCAGUUUACGUCUCAAGAAGGCAAGAACUUCCACUAGUUCAGGGAAUACUUUCAAAGGACCUAAUUCCUCCAGAACACCCAGCCUGCUGAAUAGUAGUGGAGAUGGGAAGUCUAUUCCAAAUGCUCCAAAUGCUAGAAAUUCCGAGGGUCAUUUCAGUAUCCCCUCCCCACCACAGAGCAGGAGCUCAUCAGCCCAGGGAUCCUACUCGACCAGUGCCACCACCUAUGAUGAAGUCGACGAUAGCGGGCGAAGAGGCCGAGAGGAGUCCGAUGCCAUUUCUGGCAAUGGAAAACGCUCUUCUGAGGGAAAAGAGGCGAAAGGGAACGUCAUAGUAAGCGUCAGAGUUAGACCCGAUACGAGCGGCGGAGAAAACUCCAAAUCCGAUGGAGAAUGGAUGGUUGACGGCCGAAGAUCGCUUGUAUCUCACCGUGGAAAGGAAUCAGGAGAUUACUUUUAUGAUAAUGUAUUUACAGCUCAUGAUAACAAUGCUAGAGUAUACGAUUCAUGUGCGAAACGACUUGUUCGUCGGGUUAUGGAAGGUUAUCACGGUACAGUUUUCGCGUACGGAAUGACUGGGACUGGAAAGACAUUUUCGAUGCAGGGCACUGCUACAUCUCCGGGAGUUAUCCCCUUGGCCAUUACAGACAUAUUUUCUUACAUUAGGGAAACACCGCAUCGCGAGUUUUUACUUCGUGUAAGCUAUCUAGAAAUUUACAAUGAGAAAAUCCACGACUUGCUGUCGCCGCCUCCUUCCGGAACCGGCCCUGGAGCUCCGCAACAGGAAGAAAUCAAACUAAGAGAAGACAGCAAACGAGGUGUAUACGCCUCGCCUCUCAAGGAAGAAAUUGUGCAAAGUCCAACUCAAUUAUUACGAGUUAUUGCAAGAGGUGACCACGCCCGAAGGACUGGAAGUACGCAAUUUAACGCCCGUAGCUCCCGGAGUCAUGCCGUUGUGCAAAUUGUAGUGGAAAGUCGAGAACGAGUUCCUGCAGGGAAUUCUUCACAGGAGAAGCGCACGGCAAUGGCCCCGGGUGGAGUGCGUGUCUCAACCUUGAGUCUGAUUGAUCUUGCUGGAUCCGAACGCGCGGCAGAGAAUAAGGAACGGAGAACAGAAGGCGCUCACAUCAACAAGAGUUUGCUUACUCUCGGCACUGUCAUUGCCAGGCUAUCAGGGGAUAAGGAUAAGAAUGGCCAGCCCACCGAUCGAGACGGGAAACAUUUACCGUAUCGCGACAGCAAAUUAACACGAUUGCUGCAACCUGCUCUGUCAGGCAAUUCUCUUGUCAGCAUUCUUUGCACCCUCCAGAUCGGAUCUGGUGCGAGUGCCGCUUCCGCCCAAUCUCACACGGGAGAAACAUUGAAUACCCUGAAAUUCGCGGCUAGAGCGAAGAACAACAUUGUCAGUCAUGCCAAAAGAGCUGAAGAAGCGCUAGGGAGCACUGGGGGGGAUGCCGGUAGUCGAGUUCUCUUAGAGCGUUACCGCAUGGAAAUCCAAUCGCUCAGAUCCCAACUUGAAGGCCAAGCGAGGGUUCAAAACGAGAAAGAGGAGAUGUGGGAACAAAAGAUGCUCGAGAAGGAGGCAGAGAACCGUCAUGAAGAACAAAUGCUAGAAAUGCAGCUCGCUCGGACAGCCCUCAAGGAGCGUAUCGAGCAUUUGAACCGUCUAAUCUUAUGCUCCAAGUCCACUGGUGUGAAUUCCAAUGGGAAUAUAUCUACGUUCACAAGGAUUUCGGGACUUUCAGCAAGCGGAAUCGAGUCUAGUAUUAGGUCUAUUCGGUCCUCAGCAUCUCAGUCUACUUUGGGCGCAAAUGGUUCUGCUCUAAAUAGAUCUGGUUCGAUGCUUUCAAUGCGAAGCCAAGGCGCAUUGCCUUCAACUCAGGCAUCAAACUCUCACUUUAUCAAUAAUGAAUACGAGGAUGACACGAUGGGUGAGUUUGCCGAUGGAAUGGCAAGCCUUCAGAUGCAAGUCAAUGCCCUUCAAGCAGACCUCACCGAUAAAAACCGAUAUAUCUCAACCCUCGAACGGCGACUGCUACAAGCUCGCCGCUCAAGCCACUCUCGCAUGUCAAUGGGAUUUUCUCAUCUCAAAGGCGCUGCGGCAUCUAUAGAUGACCCGGAGGUGAUGGCCAUACUUCGCGAGAAGGACAUGGAAAUAUCAGAAUUGCGUAUCCAGCUAGAUGACAAAGACAGGAUGGUUGCAGCGUUGCGUUCAGCCGCCCGCCAACGUGAUUUUGCUCAAUUGACGCCAGACUCAAUACCCCAGGAAAUAAAGCAAAAAUCUGGCCACCAGAGUGUUGAAAGCAACAGCAGCUCAACAAAGAGUGGCGGUGCUGCUACGGAGGCGAUUAGCCCGGUUGCCCUCCUGUCUCCAGCGAAGAUGGGUAUGACGGAGAGGGAAAAGGGAAAAGCGAGGGACAAGGAAACUGAAGAAAGGGAGAGGAGGGAGAAGGAGAAGGAGAAGAAACGACGAAGCGUUGAUGAGAUGUCGCGAAUGCUUGAUGAGAUGAUCCAGGAUAGGGUGGAAAGCGGCCACUUGGUCAAAGGCACUAGAGGUAGCGUGCGUGUUGCCAAUGGCGGCGGCAGGCGGCAGUCAUCCUCUGGAUCGAAUACUGUACCUGGGAUGGGCGCGAUGGUCACCGCACUUCGCGGUUCGGUCCCAGAUAUCCAAUCCGCGUGAUUAUUUUUUUCCCUUCUCUCCUCUUCCUUCCCCCUUUUGGAAUUGACAAUCUCGACGUCAGUGAUGAGAUUGCCAUAUUAUUCGUCCUUUUUUUUUUUGGCUUCUUCCACCUUGUCUCUUUCCCUCGGGCACCCUUCUCCUGACCGCGUUCUAUGGUUUACUCUUUUCUUUCUGUUGGUAGUCCCACCGCCAAUUUUGCUCCACACAUUUUAACUACCUCCCCCGCCUUUACGCUUCCUUGUAUAGUAACUUCUAUUUCUUUCCUGAUACCCAUUAUCUUGACACUGUAUUUGUUUUGGUACGCUUCUUCCAAUUCCCAUUUUCGCUUCCCUCUUCCUUCGCGUCAACAAUGUCCUCUAUAAGGACUGGUUUGGCGGUAUAUUUUGCUUUUGGUUUGUUCUAUCAGCAUGUUUUUUCUGACAGGCCAGAUUUCACUACGACUUCGCGUAUUUCAUCAUUCUCGUGCCUGCCAUGGUUUUUCUUUACUCCCUUUCUUUUCUUACUCCUUUGCUUCUUUUCUUGCUCCUUUUCUCUACUUUACCUGAACCCGAUGUAUCUCUGUCUAUAUAGCUGACUACCUUCCUUACCUAUCUUAAAUAAUGCUGAAACGGGAAAUGAAAGAUAAGAUUGCGGCGAGAUGUUUGCUUUUACCAUCUGACUUUAUUUUGGCUAUUUUUCCUAUAUUUGCUCUAUGGUCGUUACUUAUUUAUUGUUAUUUUACUUCUUCCUACGUUAAUUGUCAGCUGGCUUGUACCCUACAGUCGUGGGAUAGAGAGAGGGAUAGUAGCUUGUCGACUUCUCUAUGCUAUCGAUAUUUUACCUUUCUUCCUGUCUUUGUUGACAAUGUACUAUAUUAGGUCAUGGUGCUAGACAUUGUUCAUACAGUUUAGAUGAUAGAUCCAGCCAUGGUUGAAUGAAGAAUUUUCCCUGCUCUUCUCCGGUA
Messenger RNA from Blastomyces dermatitidis ER-3, 6623 nucleotides. Its product is annotated as centromeric protein E. Bases 2579 to 5680 code for a protein of 1033 amino acids. Lineage: Eukaryota; Fungi; Ascomycota; Eurotiomycetes; Onygenales; Ajellomycetaceae. Gene Ontology annotation, biological process: microtubule-based movement. Gene Ontology annotation, molecular function: microtubule motor activity; microtubule binding; ATP binding. The transcript is spliced from 5 exons. The record is from RefSeq and is a predicted model, not a curated record.